Molecule: messenger RNA, 2815 nt
Organism: Blepharisma stoltei
Lineage: Eukaryota; Ciliophora; Heterotrichea; Heterotrichida; Blepharismidae
Source: the annotation of a GenBank genome assembly
AUGGAAUCUACUCACUUAACGACAAGUUUAAGCUCAAAUCUUUUGCAUUUCUCAAGCGAUUUUCCUUUAAAUAAUCGUUCACAUACCAAACAAAAAUUACUUGAAAAUGCAAUGAAUAAAGAAAGCUUUUUAUGGUCAAAUCAAGAAGAUUCUUCACGCUCAUUAACAAACCAUUCUCGGAGUAAAAGCCUUAACCAUAACUUCAAUAAAAUACAAAUAAGUCUAACUCCCCCCUCCGUGAGUGAACAAAACCAUUAGAAAAAUCCCUAUUUUUUGCCAACCCACCCUCCGUCAGUGAACAAAAAUUUUUUUAAUAGAAAAAUUUUGAUAUAUAAAUGAUAAUUAUUAUAAUGAAAAUCUAGAGCUAAUUCUGUUUAAUUUUAAACGAAUUGCUUUUUAAAACAUAAAUUUUAAAUUAAAUUAAAUUAAUAUUUGAUUUCCAAUUUUUGCGAAUUAGGAUUUUUUUAAAUUUCGAAAAAAAAUAUUUUUUUAUAAAAUAUAUAUAUAAAUUUGUUUUAAAAAAAAAAAUUAACCCCCCUCCGUGAGUGAACAAAAUUUUUUUGUUCACUCACGGAGGGGGGGGGAGUAAGUAAAGCACAAAAAAACUAUUAUCAGGAAAAAGAAAAAACCCCUAAAAAAAUUAAUCAAUCUCCGGAUUUAAAUAAAAAGAAAACUCAUUAUAAAGUAAAUUCUGUCGAAAUUCAGCAAGAAAGAAAAGUUAAUAAAAGUGUUGAAGGGAUAAGAAGCUCAGCCGAUAAUUUUAACAGACGAAAAGCAAGCUUGAUAUGACCAAAUGAAGAAAAAGUAGGUUUCUUAUCAAAAAAUUAUUCUAUGGCUCAAAAUGAAAACCAACAACGCCAAAAAACUGUAUCUUCCAUCAAAUCAAAAAAUAUUAUUGUAAAAUUUAUUUAGGAUCUAAAUAAAUCCAAAAAUAAUCAUGAUUGAAAUGAAAUUUCAGGUUGCAUUGCUUAUUUGCUAUGUGAAGUGGAUCCAAAAAUAAAAAUAACAAACGAAAAACAUAUGAAAAAAGAAAUGAUGCUUUAUUUCAAUGAUUUGAAUCAUGUCAUACAGAUGCUGAAGAAAUUACCAUGAUUUCUUAAAGAAAAAAGAAUUUCAAAAAGUAAAAAUUACAUAGCAAACAUCACAAAAUCUCACCAGAAUUUCUUAAAAGCUGAUUUAUCGAAAUUGCCUUCGAAUUCAAAAACGCCAAAAAUAAUAAAAUUAUUAAAAAGUAUUUUCAGUUCUCUUAAAAUUGAAGACCAUGAUAAAAAGGAGCUUAAAGGCAAUGGAAAUAAUGCACUUCAAAGCAAGUGCGAUGAAGAUAUCAAAAUUAUUACGGAUCCUGAGAAAAGUUUAAUAGAAAGCAUAGAGCAAAAAAAGGAAGUAGAGAAUAUUGUUGAAAUUGAGGUAGAAUGCAUAAAUAAACAGGAUGCUCUAAUAAGCGCACAAACAUCAGAACUUAUUGAUGAGAAGUUAUUUACACUUAAAGUCUCAAACCAAGCAGAAGAAAAUAAUGAACAUAUCGAAACUGAUAGUUCUAACUUCGUUCCAAUACAAGAUUCUUUAUCUGGGGAUAAUCCUAUAAAAUACCUUGAUGAAUGCAAUGAGACCAAGGCUUCGAAUCAAGCAGAAGAAAUUGGUGAACACAUAAAAACUGAUAGUUCAAACUUUCUUCCAAUACAGGAUUCUUUAUGUGGAGAUAAUCUUUUAAAAUGUCCUUAUACUUACGAUGAAAUCAAAACUUCGAAUCAAACAGAAGAAAUUUAUGAGCACAUAGAAACUGAUAGUUCAAACUUUCUUUCAAUGCAAGAUUCUUCGAAUGGAGAUAAUCCUCUAAAAUGCCCUUAUAUCUACUAUGAUGAAUCCUCAUUUUCAUCUUUUGAAUGGUCAGAAAAUUUUCGCUCUUUAUCUCGAUUAUCAAGCGAUUCUGGGGCAUCAAAAUCUUCACUUUUGCAAAGAUUUUACCAAAAAUCAGGCUAUAUUGCUAGCUCCCUAAGGAAGCAAAAUUUAUUUUAACGGAAAAUAAAAAUUGUUUCUUAAAAUUUCUAUAAAAUCCAAAUUAUUAAAUAUUUAAAAGUAAAAAUUUAAUUACAUUAUAUCAAGCUAUUUUUUAUAGCGUGCAAUAAAUUUGCUCUCUCAUGGAUAUGGGAUUAAGGAGCCACAGAUUUUAUCUGAAAUUUUAAUUAAUCCUGGAAUCCCUCCAUUAAUCAGCGAUAAUGAUACUCCAAAUUUUUCUUCUAAGUCUAAAGCUGAGCAGAGUCCAAUAAGAAAAAUCCUCAUACCAUCAAAUAAAGUGUCGUCCGCAUCUCCAAUUCCAUAUAAAUCUCCAGCUAUAAAGCCUAAAAGUGUACAAAUUACUCCAAGAAAAAAUGAAAAUUGUCUAGAUUCUGCCAGAAAAUCAAAUGAAUUUAAUAAAAGAGUUGAAGAGAAAAAUAAAUUUAACUCUGAAGCAAAAUGCAAUAAAAUUCUCGAAGAAAAAUUUCAAGUCUUUUUAGAGAGAAAGCUAAAGGAAGACAAAAGUCAGAAAAAUUCUCAAUUUCAAAAAAAGCAUAAUUGGAUGUCAGAGUUCAAAAACUGUAUAGAAAUGAUAGAAAUUGGCAAAGAAUUUGAAAAAGAAAUAAUACACAAAGCUAAACGUUUUUUUAUUUCUCAUCUUUCUGACAGAUUAUAUAAUCGAAUUUUAGUAAAAGCACAAAAGCAUAUAGAAGAAGAGCAAAAUCGUUAUGCUUAUGACAUGGAAAUUCAAGAAGCUCAAGCAGAUGUUGCUAAAGAAAAGCAGAAACUCCAAGAAGUUUUGUCAAAAUAUUAUAAAUAA